AUCCUUCCUUCUCUGAAUCCUCAUGUUUAAAAGAAAGAAAGGAUUCCCUGUUGCACAUUUCAGUACAUUCUUUGCUCUCUGGAUCUUUGCCCAGAUUUCUUGCAGCUCCUCCCACUGAUUUCACACAAUUCAGACAACUUCCUUCACUUUGAAUGUUUACUUUGUCUCCACUGGAAGAGAAGACUGCUCUAGUUUCGUCCUUGUUGAUCAUUCAGCUCUCUUAUUAAUCUUCUGAUUGGGAAAGAUGGCCAGUCGAGAUAAUUACCUUCGACAGGACUGGCAGAUGGUCCAUGGUGUCCCAAUGAUCUGCGCAUUUUCCUUUGAUUGGGACAGAAUUGAGAAUUUCCAGAGUCGACCUGAUGAUAUUGUGAUAUCAACAUUCCCCAAAUCUGGCACGACAUGGAUGAGUGAAAUUGUGGACAUGAUUUUGCACAAUGAUGACCUUGAGAAAUGCAAGCGAGAUGCCAUUUUCAAUAGGGUGCCUAUGCUAGAAUUUGUUGCCCCCGGGAAAAUGCCACCAGGCACAGAGCAAUUAGCUCAGAUACCAUCUCCUCGAGUAGUGAAGACUCAUCUCCCAGUACAACUCCUUCCCAAGUCCUUCUGGGAAAAUAACUGCAAGAUGAUCUAUGUGGCUCGCAACGCGAAAGAUGUAGCUGUCUCUUAUUACCACUUUGACUUGAUGAACAAGCUGCACCCAGAACCUGGCACUUGGGAUGAAUAUCUGAAGAAAUUCAUGGCAGGGAGAACAGGUUUUGGAUCCUGGUAUAAUCAUGUGAAAAACUGGUGGAAUAAGCGGAAUGAGCACCCCAUGUUAUAUCUGUUCUAUGAAGACAUGAAAGAGGAUCCAAAGCGUGAGAUUAAGAAAGUCAUACGUUUUUUGGGAAAGGACCUGUCAGAAUCAGCUGUGGAUAAAAUUGUAUGCAACACCUCAUUUGACAAGAUGAAGGAGAAUCCUGUUACAAAUUAUAGGAUGGUUCCAACUGCAGUAAUGGAUCAGAAUAUCUCCCCAUUCAUGCGCAAAGGCAUUGCUGGUGAUUGGAAGAAUUAUUUUACUGUGGCUCAGAAUGAGACAUUUGAUGAAGAUUAUAAGAGGCAAAUGGCAGAUACAACACUGCAAUUCCGAACGGAAGUCUGAAGCUCAUUGUAGCUACAACAGAAUUGCCCUUGUUCUCUUGUUUUAUACAGAUCCUGUCAUUUCGUAAAGAUCUAGGAUUUCCCGGAGCCUCUGCUUUUAAUUAGAGGAAAAAGCGAGUGCCUCCUCUUCCCAGCUAGGGAAUUCUGAAAACAUGCAGACCUGUACAAGCCUUGGUGAUAAGGCUUGACAGUGAAAGGGAAGUUGUGAUUUAUUAUAUACUGAACUAGCAAGUCUAGCAUUACCCAGGUGUCGUGGGGGCUACUGCCCUCCUGUUUUCAUUCCUUUUUUCACAUUCUCUCCCUUUACACCUUUCCCCUUUUGCUUUCUCUUCCUUCCUUUCCUCCUUUUUCUUUCUUCCCCCAUCCCUUAAAUCAAAUCAAGUCAAAAUCUUUAUUACGGUCACAGACCAGCAUAAGUGGGGUACAUUGAUUCCAAUCUUUGCAGUGUCCUUUUGCACUCUCCUCUUUAUUUUCUUAAUUGGUCUUUUAAAUAAUUCUGCUGUUAUGUUUAGGAUCAGUUCAAUGCUAUAAGAGGACAAUGUUAUGAUGCAGCUGUAGUGUUUUCCUUUACAGAAAGUAACUUUGGGGGUGGGGGUGGGGAGUUCGGAUCUUGGCAAUAAUGGCUAAGUAGUGAUCACUAAUAAGGAACAAUAUUGGCAAUAGUGACUAUGUAGCAAUCAUUAAUUAAGUACUAAUUAAGUCUUGUAAAUGAGGUGAUAAAAUUGUGCCCAGUAGAGAGUGUGCAGUGCAUGUGUCGGAACAGGUACAUUUUUAACUCCAGCCAAAUAUAUAUAUCUUUUAGUUUUGAAGAACUAUGGUGUUUGUUUUGCUGUCUGUGCCUCUGUUCAGAAGAUUUCACCUCAUUUUCUGUCCCUGUGGACAAUUGAAUUUUGAAAAAUUUAGCUUGUUGUGGAAACAAGGAUUGGUGAGAAAGCUUCAGUUGAGACACAUUUUCCCCAUGAUAACUCUUUCUGGAGUGAAUUUCCCUUCCAAGGGGUAGCUUUCUUUCACUUCCAGCAGUCUCACCCCUGGUCUUUAAUUUUUUAUAGUAGUAGUAGUAGUAAUAACUGUUGACCAGCUAUAUCUGCCUAGAAGAUCAGGGGGCAGAGGACUCUUACAAGUAAAACAAGCAGUCAAAGAAGAAGAACAUGCCCUGGCAGAAUAUGUAAAGCAAAGUGAAGAACCUGCUUUGAUUGAAGUCAAAAAUCAGAAACUCUUCAAAGCAUAGCAGACAAAAAACCAGUAUAAGAAAACCACACUACAAAUUAGAGCUGACAGCUGGCACAACAAAACAUUGCAUGGAAAGUUCCUUGACAAAAUUGAAGGAAAAGCUGAUAAGGAGAAGACCUGGCUAUGGCUCACGAAUGGGACCCUGAAGAAGGAGACAGAAGGCCUGAUCCUUGCAGCCCAGGAGCUAGCCAUCAGAACAAAGGCAAUUAAGGCCAAGAUCGAAAAAUCUGCUGAUGACCCAAAAUGCAGACUGUGCAAGGAAACCGACGAAACCAUUGAUCAUAUCCUCAGCUGCUGUAAAAAAAUUCCACAGACAGACUACAAACAGAGGCACAACUAUGUGGCCCAAAUGAGUCAUUGGAACUUAUGCCUCAAGUACCACCUCCCUGCAGUAAAGAAUUGGUGGGAUCACAAACCUGCAAAAGUAUUGGAAAAUGAGCAUGAAAAGAUACUGUGGGACUUCCGAAUCCAGACUGACAAAGUUCUGGAACACAACACACCAGACAUCACAGUUGUGGAAAAGAAAAAGGUUUGGAUCAUUGAUGUCACCAUCCCAGGUGACAGUCACAUUGAUGAGCAACAACAGGAAAAACUCAGCCACUACCAGGACCUCAAGAUUGAACUUCAAAGACUCUGGCAGAAACCAGUACAGGUGGUCCCGGUGGUGAUUGGCACACUGGGUGUCAUGCCAAAAGAUCUCAGCCGGUAUUUGGAAACAAUAGACAUUGACAAAGUCACGAUCUGCUAACUGCAAAAGGCCACCUUACUGGGAUCUGCACGCAUCAUCCGAAAAUACAUCACACAGUCCUAAACACUUGGGAAGUGUUCAACUUGUGAUUUUGUGAUCCAGUAUAUCUAUCUUGUUUGCUGUGUCAGAUGGGACUCGGGGCAGCUUACAUAUGGGACGAAGUACCCAUAGACAGAAAUACAAACAAUCCAUCAAGCAAAAACAUCAUUAAAAAUAACAAAACAGUUAAAAACACAAAUUCAAUCAAACAUAAGAAUAUAAAACGGCCGUGUAACAAUACUCAGCGAAAGCAGUUAUUAUUAUCAGAAUAUACAGUUAACAUUUUUUUUAAAAAGGCGACAGUAAAAAACCAAUAUCUAUAUAACGGAAAGGUACAUAGCAUUUUGAGAAAAACAUAUACAUAUAUUUAACAUCUUAAUACAACUUACGUAUACCAUCAUUAAGCAUAUCAGCGUUUUGCAUACUCUAAUCUAAAAUAACAAUGAACAUAAAAAUAACCUGCUACUCAUCUAGUUUUCAAUUCCUCCCUUAAACAUAUUAUGCUUAUAGUUCUAUUACAGUUUUAUAUCCAUGUAUACAUAUUCUUUUUAUUGUUAUUCCCAUACCCCUGAUUUAUUUUGUGCCACCUUCACCUGGACCAAUUUAUCUUAUUUAAUUCCCCCAAAAUUUCAUUGUUUCUGUUAUAGGUUUGCUCCCCUCUCUAUCACUGAAUAUAUAUUCAAUAAAUUUACUCCAUAUGCCCCCAAAAAACUGUUUGUUUCCAAAAAGCCUUUUUAACAUUAAUGUCACAAGUCAGUUUGUCAUUGAUUGCUAUUGUGAAGACUUGAUGUGAUGACAGGGAUGGAAUCUUUUUGGAUCCCACCACUGCCACCAAAAUGCGAAGGAUUCACCUUCUACCUCUACGUGUUCCACUUUUCUAUAUUAUCGCUGCCACCACCUUUGAAAGAUGCUUUGCUCAAAUAAUAAGCAACAUUUGAAGAAACAGUAACUUGUUUAUUUAUAGCACAAAGCUUGAUGGUUGCAAGAAUGUUAUAACUUGAGGUGAACGAUGUUACUUCUGUACAGUAAGUGUUGCAAGAUUUCUCAAUAGUUUCACUGAGCUUAGUAUGGUAUCAGCUUUAUAUUACUUGUUUCUUUCAGUUAGGAAUACUGUCCUUCUUGAACUUAGUUGACCUGUACCUGAUCAAACUUGGAUUGGGGAGUUUAACUGGUUAACCCUAGUCCUCCUUGACUUAGGGAUAUAGCCUCAGCUCUUUAGUUAUUCCUACUAAAGGCUCAGCAACUUUAAUUUUAGCCCUUCUCCGCUAAAACUCUCUAGCUGCUCAACUUCCUCCCACAAUCUCUUUUUUUCGAUCACACUCCUUUCUCACUGAACAGAACCAACUGCUCUGCUCAACCGACAAACUCCAACUGCCCAAUUCCAACUGCUAAAUUUUGAAUUCUAAGGCUUCCACCAGCAAGGUGAAGCCACGCCCCUUUUCCUGGCCAUGCCUUAGAGGCUCCCAGCUUCUGUAUAAGAAUAGCUGAAAUAUAUAACCUUAAACAGUCAACCUAAACAUAGCAAUCAUGAAUAAAACACAAUGAUCAUGACAUCUUUACAUACCUUCCAACCUGGAAAGAUUAUUUUUGCUUUUUCUAGACCCAGAAUAAGCAAAAAUAAUAGAGAAUAACACAAAAUACAUAUCUAUACAUAAACAUAACAUCAUACCUUAAACUCUAAAUACAAACCUGUGAGUCUUCCGAUCAAGGUGCUCUGGAUAGAGCAUCAGCUACUACAUUACAUUUGCCCUUUAUAUGUUUAAUAUCAAAUGUAAAGUCCUGUAGUGAUAAACUCCAUCUCAAUAAUUUGUUAUUGGUCCCUUUUACAUUAUCCAACCAUCUUAGGGGUGCGUGAUCAGUUUGUAACGUAAACUUCCUUCCCCACAAGUAUGGUUUCAGUUUCUUUAUGGGCCAAAUUAUCGAGUAACAUUCCUUCUCGAUUGUGGACAUGCUAAGCUCAUUAGAAUGCCACUUCUUACUGAGGAAUAGUAUGGGCCUAUCCUCUCAAUCUUCAUCAACUUGACUUAGGACUGCUCCUAGUCCAGUGUCUGAAGCGUCACAAGUUAAAAUAAAUGGGUUAUCAAAAUUUGGGGCUUUCAAAACCGAAUCAGAAGUAAGGGCCCUUUUUAAAUUGUCCAUGGAUUCCUGACACUUGGAAGACCAAAUUACUUGGUUUGGGUGUUUAUUUUUUGUAAGGUCUGAUAAUGGGGCAGCUAAAUUACUGAAAGACGGAAUGAACUUUCGGUAAUAUCCGGCCAAACCAAGAAAUGAUCUAAUUUGUUUUUUUUUGUUUUCGGGAUUGGCCAUUGGUGUAUAUCUUUGACCUUGGUAGGAUCAGGUCUGAUACACCCUCCACCUAUAAUAUGUCCCAAAUACUUAGACGUAUGGUUUCCUAACUUGCAUUUAGAAGCUUUAAUAGUUAACCCAGCUUCUAAUAACCUGCCCAACACACAAUCAAGAUGCUUAAGAUGGUCCUCCCAACAAUCACUAUAGAUACCUAUGUCAUCCAUGUAGGCUAAACAGAACUCACCUAAGCCAUAGAGAACUUUGUCUACCAGCCUCUGAAAUGUCGCGGGGCUAUUUUUUAAUCCAAAUGGUAAAACAACGAACUCGUAGAGUCCUCCCUGAGUUCUAAAGGCCGUUUUGGACUGGUCUUCAGGCGCCAUAGGCACUUGCCAGAACCCCUUAGUCAAAUCAAUACUACUUAUAAAUUUGGCUUUUCCAAUUCUUUCUAGUAAAUCAUCCAAACGGGGCAUCGGAUACAUGUCGUUUUGGGUGAUUUUAUUUAACCGCCGGUAAUCUAUGCAAAACCUUACGGUUUUGUCUGGCUUCUUUACUAACACUAUGGGCGAAGCCCCAAGGGCUGUUAGAUGGCACGAUUAUAUCCAAAUCUAACAUCUCCCUGACCUCUUGCUCUAUGCAUUCGCUUAUCUUACCCGUCACCCUAUAGGGAAGGGAUGCUAUCGGUGCGGCGUCACCGGUGCAUAUUUUAUGUUGCACUCCCUGCACUCUCCCGGGUAAAUCCGAAAACAUGACUUUAUACUUAGCCAAGAUUCCUUUAACCUCUCUUUGUUGUGAUGGAGAUAAGUCUGAAUUUAUGGUUACUUUAUCCAAGUUUCUAUGUAUCUCCCUAUUACCUUCCCAAAAUGAAAAAGGACCUGUAUCUUCCUCUGAUACUAUACAGUAAACAUUUGCCGACCUAUUUACAUACGGCUUAAUCAUGUUUACAUGCACCCGUUUCUCAAUCCCUAAUCGUUCAUCUAGGAUGUCACAGUUCACAUGGUUCUGCUUCCUGACGAUCCUCCACGGUCCGGUCCAGUCUAUCUGUAGUUUGUUGUUCUUGUUGGGUGUUAAAAACAGGACCUCAUCUCCGACGUUGAAGUCUCGGGGUCUCGACGUUGCGUCGUACCGGAUCUUUUGUUGCUCCUGGGCCGUCAUAAGAUGUUCCUGGGCGAUGUCCCUGGCCAUCUUUAAUGUUGACUUUGAUGUAGUUGUCGACAGGAACAGGAUCUGGCGUAGGGCUUGCUUCCCAGUGCUCUCUGAUCAAAUCAAGGGGUCCACGAGCCUUCCUUCCGAAUAACAAUUCAAAAGGCGAGUAACCAGUGCUGUCCUGUGGGACUGAUCGAUAUGCGAAUAACAGCUGCUACAACUUGGUGUCCCAGUCGUGGGGUCUCUGCUGGCUAUAGGCCUUGAUCAUUUUCACUAGUGUUUUGUUCAGGUUUUCUACUAGGCCAUUCGUUUGCGGAUGAUAAGGUGUGGACGUUAGGUGUUUAAUUCCGCACAACUCUAAUAACUUCUUCAUUAGCCGCGAGGUGAACUGAGUCCCCAGGUCUGACACAAGCUCUCUGGGAAAUCCAGUCCUUCCCCAAAUUGAUAACAGCGCAUUGGCUAUGGUGGAAGUUUCAAUAUUGGUCAAAGCCACUGCAUCUGGAUACCUGGUUGCAUAGUCUAUUACUGUGAGGAUAUAUUUGUAUCCUCUCCGACUGGGCUUAUACAAAGGACCAACUAGAUCAAUCACUACCCGGAAAAAGGGUUCCCCAACAACCGGCAUGGGAACUAAAGGAGCUUUGGUCUUAUCUCUUCCCGUGCUAAACCUUUGGCAAAUAUCGCACGACCUGCAAAACUCCUUGAUAUGUUGAUACAUGCCAGGCCAGAAAAAGUUCUUGCUGAUUCUUUGGGUGGUUUUUCUAACCCCCAAAUGCCCUCCUUGUGGAUUGUCAUGGGCCACAUCUAACAGUUGUUUCCUGUAGUUUACAGGUACCACUAUUUGGGUACGUGUUUCUGGCUCAUUCAAAGUCUUAUGGCUUGUACUUUUCCUGUAUAAAACUCCCUCCUUAAGUACGAACUUAGGAGUUUUACUUUCUUCUGUUCCUGUGGCGCUCUGAGCUUGCAAGAACAAAGGUUGUAAUGUUUCAUCUGCUAGCUGCUCUCGCAGUAUCUCUUGUUUUCCCUCUAUUCCGCUGACCAACUCAAUGAUGCUCGAACUAGACUCAGGAAGUUGCUCUGAGCUAGCUUGGAUGGUCAAACACUUGGCUUUUGGAGUGUGGACCUCCAUGUUGCCUUCAUGUUUAUCCGCUUCUUUCUGCCAAUUCCUAACUUUUCCAUUUAAAUCAUUCCCAAUCAAACAUUUGUAUGGGAUGUCCGCGCAGACAGCGAAGUCCCAUAAUCCUUCCCAGCCUUUGUACUUGAUGGGUAAGGAUACUACAGGGGUUGGUAUCGACGGGCCUAUCCCCUUUAAAUUUAUCUCUGAAGAGGGAUGUUGGUAUCUCUGUGGGACCACUUCAGGACGUAUAAUACAGACAUCCGACCCAGUGUCUCUCCAUCCCUGCGUGUGUAUCUCAUCUAUGACAAUAGAUUCUAAAUAGUCUUCAGAGAUUUCUCUUGAAAGGAUAAAUAAACAUUGUUUUUCUUUUGGCCUCGCAUCAGGGCUUCUAGACUUAACUUCAGGUUCUACUUCUUGUUCUCUUGGAGCUCUAUUUACAAAGAAAGUAGACCUGUCUUUCUUGAUUAAGUUACAUUGGUAUCUAAGAUGCCCUGGCCUUCCACAAUGGUAACAUUUUAUCUUUUCCUCAGGCCUGGCUUGGCCUGCAACUGCCUCAUGCUUCCUAUAGGCGGUGUUUUCUCCUGAACCUCCCCUUUGCAUCUGUGUGCGUGCGUGAGGGUAAAACGUCGGCUUUAGAGGUUUUUUUUUCUUUUGGUUCUUCCUCCUUCCUAAAACCUUCUUUCAAGGUAAUUAGCUGGUCAAUCAUAACUGCAGCUUCGUUGGCUGUCUUUGGGUUUCGGUCUUGAAUUAGCCAUCUGUAUUCUGAGGGAACUAGGUGAAAGAGCUGCUCCAGCUUCAAUAGUUCCUUAAGUUGCAGAAAGGAAUCUACUUCAGAAGUCCUCACCCAGCUGUCAAAGUAUUGAGCUUGCUUUGAAGCAACUUGCGCAAAACUUUGGUGUCUGUCCCUCUUUAAAGUUCUGAACUUUAAUCUGUAAAAUUCAGGCGUCAACUGAAACUUUUGUUGUACCUGCAGUUUAAACAUCUUAUAAUCUCUGUGAGUGUCUUCAGCCAUAUCACUAUAUAUUUCUAGAAGCUUUCCACUAAUUUGUGGCCUCAGAUAUAACAUCCAUUUGUCUUCACUCACUUCAAAAUCUUUACAGCACCUUUCAAAGGAUAUAAGGAACUUUUCUAUAUCAUCUUCCUUGUUAUAUCUGGGAAACUUUUUUAAAAUUACAUCAGGUGCUUCAGCUCUCAAAUCCCCUUCUUGGGUAUCAGCGUGAGGUUGAGAGUGUGUCAAUCUUUGCUUCUCCAAAUCUAUUUCCAUUCUCCUCAACUCUGCUUGCCUGGCCCUCUCCUCAGCUUGUCUCUCUUUCUCUUUUUCCUCAACCUCCAUCUUUUUCAAUUCCAAUUCAGUCUGCCGGGCUCUCUGUCUCUCCUCAAUCUCUAAUUUCUUCAUCUCUAACUGAUACUUGAGAGACAUUUCAGACAAGGUUACUUGUUCUGAAUCUGAGGAGGAAAGCUCUCCUGCCUCCUCUGCCAACUUUUUCUGUUUCCUGGUGGCCAUUUCCAGACAAGUUUUACCUCAGCCCUUUUACCUAAAGCUGAUCUCCGGCACCAAACUAACUUUUGCCAAACGAAUUUCAGGCACUGAAUCAGUUCUUGUUACACGGAUCUCAGGCACUGAAUCAGUCUUUGUUACACGUAUCCCACCGCUGCCACCAAAAUGUGAAGACUUGAUGUGAUGACAGGGAUGGAAUCUUUUUGGAUCCCACCACUGCCACCAAAAUGCGAAGGAUUCACCUUCUACCUCUACGUGUUCCACUUUUCUAUAUUAUCGCUGCCACCACCUUUGAAAGAUGCUUUGCUCAAAUAAUAAGCAACAUUUGAAGAAACAGUAACUUGUUUAUUUAUAGCACAAAGCUUGAUGGUUGCAAGAAUGUUAUAACUUGAGGUGAACGAUGUUACUUCUGUACAGUAAGUGUUGCAAGAUUUCUCAAUAGUUUCACUGAGCUUAGUAUGGUAUCAGCUUUAUAUUACUUGUUUCUUUCAGUUAGGAAUACUGUCCUUCUUGAACUUAGUUGACCUGUACCUGAUCAAACUUGGAUUGGGGAGUUUAACUGGUUAACCCUAGUCCUCCUUGACUUAGGGAUAUAGCCUCAGCUCUUUAGUUAUUCCUACUAAAGGCUCAGCAACUUUAAUUUUAGCCCUUCUCCGCUAAAACUCUCUAGCUGCUCAACUUCCUCCCACAAUCUCUUUUUUUCGAUCACACUCCUUUCUCACUGAACAGAACCAACUGCUCUGCUCAACCGACAAACUCCAACUGCCCAAUUCCAACUGCUAAAUUUUGAAUUCUAAGGCUUCCACCAGCAAGGUGAAGCCACGCCCCUUUUCCUGGCCAUGCCUUAGAGGCUCCCAGCUUCUGUAUAAGAAUAGCUGAAAUAUAUAACCUUAAACAGUCAACCUAAACAUAGCAAUCAUGAAUAAAACACAAUGAUCAUGACAUCUUUACAGCUAUAUUCCAAAUUUCCCUAUACCAUUCUUCUAAAUGAAUUUCCCUUUCAUCUUUAGAAUUCUUUGCAACUAUCAAUCUUGCUGCUGUUAGUAAACUGGAGGUCAUUUUCUUCUUCUUCUUGUGUAAGUGUCAUCUUAUCAUAUAUUGAUAACAAUGCUAUUUCUGGUACAUUUUAAACUCUAUUUUUUAUUAUUGUCUUUAUUUCUUUAAAAACUAUUUCCCAGAAUUUUAAAAAAAUCUGCAGGACCACCACAUAUGAAUGUAUGAACCUACUUCCUGACAGCCUCUCCAGCAUUGAUUAGAAUAUUUACUGUCUAUCUGAUUUAGUCUAACUGGGGUUAAAUACCACCUCCAAAUUAUUUUAUAAUAGUUUUCCUUAAUUCUUAUAGACAUAUUUUUAAGAUAGGCGCUCCAUGCAGUCAUGCCGGCCACUUGACCUUGGAGGUGUCUACGGACAACGCCGGCUCUUCAGCUUAGAAAUGGAGAUAAGCACCAACCCCCAGAGUUGGUCACGACUGGACUUAAAAAGUCAGGGGAAAACCUUUACCUUUACCUACCCAUAUUCUAUAGUCUUUUCCAUUCUUAAAUAUUCUAGUUUUUCCUAAGUCUUGGUCCCCUAGUUCUCUAAAAUGAACUCGUUUUUGUUCUUCUUCAAGUAACAAUGUAUACAAAUAACUUAUUGUAUCUUUUAUGAUUUCAUUUUUUUCUACCUCUUUGUAUUAUCAUUCCCAUAAAUUUUGUAUAGUCUCUACCCCCAUUAUACUUCUUGCUUAUGUCUACUGACCAUUUGUUCAAUUAUGUACUAGGGGUCAUUUGUAAGUCAGAUGUUUGUAACUCGGGGACUGCUUGUAUUGUUUUUUUUAUUGUGCUGUAUUGUUUUUAAAGCUAGUUGCCUUGGGUUUCAUUUUGUAUUUCUUUUCAUACUUCUGUUUUUCUGAAUAAAAAUCAAUGAGGAGGAGGAGGAGGAGACCACACUUUUGUAACCACUUUUGUCAUUGUUAUAUUAAAGGUAAAGGAUUUUCCCUGA
Messenger RNA from Anolis carolinensis (green anole), 11173 nucleotides. RefSeq names its product sulfotransferase 1B1. The coding region runs from base 245 to 1135 and encodes 296 amino acids. Lineage: Eukaryota; Metazoa; Chordata; Lepidosauria; Squamata; Anolidae. Gene Ontology annotation, biological process: sulfation. Gene Ontology annotation, cellular component: cytoplasm. The record is from RefSeq and is a predicted model, not a curated record. The transcript is spliced from 8 exons. Gene Ontology annotation, molecular function: aryl sulfotransferase activity.